Adineta ricciae is the source of this 477-nucleotide messenger RNA. NCBI's taxonomy places the organism in Eukaryota, Metazoa, Rotifera, Eurotatoria, Adinetida, Adinetidae. The record is from the annotation of a GenBank genome assembly.
AUGGAGGCGAUGUAUUGGCAAAAAGUUCGUGAUACAUUCAUGCAAGGAAUAGGAGUUUUAGCUGCCAGUUUAGCUUUAGCUGGUAUUAACGCAUCCAAUAAUGAAUUCAACGGUCGACUUAUUGAUCGUUACCGUUGUUCGAAACUAUUUACCGAUUAUAUGUUUGUUCGUCGAUUUUACAUUCAUGAAACAUUGAUUCGCCAUAACUUUGUGGUUUUCCAAACGGAUACACGUCAUACUUUCAAAGUUCAUCUAAUUGCUGACAUUUAUUCUGGACGACGUUAUUCACCAGUUUAUGUUGAUAUUGUACCAACUUACUGGAAGCCAACUGGUAGACGUGUGAGAAGGUGUAAUAAGAACGCUCGAGGUUUGAAAAAUUUCGUCAAACGUGAAGUUCAGAAAUUUGGUGAUUACGAGGUAGGAAUCAAUGACUGUCGACAUUUCGCGCGAGCUGUAGCAGCAUAUCUAUCCCAUUAA